GUCGUUCAGUGAGCAUUGCUGAGCUGCUGAGUGAGUGAGUGAAUGAAAGAAAUAGAGGAGGCAAGCAAGCUGGGUCGCUGUGCUUCUUGUGUUGAGCUGUUUUUGAUAGUUUUGUGAUUGUGUUACGGGUAAAAGUUAUAAAUUAAUACUAUAUUUGUGGUUUAAUUACUCAUUUGUGUUAAAAAAAUGGCAAUGCAACCUCAUAGCAAGAAGAGAGUGUGUUAUUACUAUGAUAGCGAUAUUGGUAAUUACUACUAUGGGCAGGGCCACCCCAUGAAACCGCACCGCAUACGUAUGACUCAUAAUUUAUUGUUGAACUAUGGAUUGUAUAGGAAAAUGGAAAUCUAUAGGCCGCAUAAAGCAACUGCAGAUGAAAUGACAAAGUUCCACUCGGAUGAUUAUAUCAGAUUCCUUCGGUCAAUUCGGCCGGAUAAUAUGUCUGAAUACAACAAACAGAUGCAAAGAUUUAAUGUUGGUGAAGAUUGCCCAGUAUUUGAUGGACUGUAUGAGUUUUGCCAAUUAUCAGCUGGAGGUUCCGUAGCUGCUGCAGUCAAGUUAAACAAACAGGCAUCAGAAAUCUGCAUCAACUGGGGAGGUGGUCUCCAUCAUGCCAAAAAGUCAGAAGCAUCUGGUUUCUGUUAUGUGAAUGAUAUUGUACUGGGCAUCCUGGAGCUACUUAAGUACCACCAGAGGGUUCUGUACAUCGACAUUGAUGUUCACCAUGGAGAUGGAGUGGAAGAAGCGUUUUAUACCACAGACAGAGUCAUGACUGUGUCUUUUCAUAAGUAUGGAGAGUACUUCCCUGGCACAGGUGAUCUACGAGAUAUUGGAGCUGGCAAAGGAAAGUACUAUGCAGUGAAUAUCCCACUCCGAGAUGGCAUGGAUGAUGAGUCUUAUGAAUCAAUCUUUGUUCCUAUCAUCUCCAAAGUAAUGGAGACUUUCCAACCAAGCGCUGUAGUGCUGCAGUGUGGUGCUGACUCUUUAACAGGUGACCGACUGGGGUGUUUCAACUUGACGGUGCGAGGGCACGGGCGGUGUGUGGAGUUAGUGAAGAGAUUCGGACUCCCAUUCCUUCUAGUUGGCGGCGGAGGUUACACAAUCCGUAACGUAUCUCGCUGCUGGACUUACGAGACGUCCGUUGCGCUCGGCGUAGAGAUCGCGAAUGAGCUACCCUACAACGACUACUUCGAGUACUUCGGGCCAGACUUCAAACUUCACAUAUCGCCGAGCAACAUGUCAAAUCAGAACACGCCAGAGUACUUGGAGAAGAUCAAGAAUCGACUGUUUGAAAAUCUAAGGAUGUUACCUCAUGCGCCUGGAGUCCAGGUUCAAGCAAUACCAGAAGAUGCUGUAAAUGAUGAAUCAGAAGACGAGGAUAAGGUUGACAAGGACGAAAGAUUGCCACAAAGUGAUAAGGACAAGCGCAUCACUGGGGACGGCGAGCUGUCGGACUCGGAGGACGAGGGCGAGGGCGGGCGGCGCGACAACCGCUCCUACCGCUCCGCGCAGCCGCGCAAGCGCCCGCGCCUCGACAAGGAGCCCGGCGCGCUCAAGGACGACCUCAAACCGGAAGAUUCAAAGGAUGACCUAAAGAAUUUAAGCACAGUGGAGGAACCAAAGAAAGAAGUCCCGCCCAACCCCUGAUGCGAGCGGUAGGGCGACGUUAAGUUUAGCCUUAGUUCAUAAUGAUAUGAGACCGAUAUAUCGUGAAAUUUUACUCAACGAGCAUAUCUAACGAAGAUGAUGAAGACACAUUGUGUGUAAUGAUGAUGGACAAGUAAGCCUUUCGGCUGCGUAUGUAACCCGAGUUCUGUAACCAGGUACAAAAUAAGAAAAUUUACCAGUUACAAACCAGUAAAACUUUUUCUGAAUCUAUAAAUGAUUUACAUUAUCAUACGGUAGUAUUUGAUUGAAAGAUAAUUAGUUUGAUAUUUAUUAUUUUUCAAGUAAAAUUAAUCUACCCUACCCUACCCUAUGACUUUUGACAUACGCUGUAUGGAAAGCGACAAGACGUCACAUUGAGUAGGGUGACCAAACUGUAUGCAAACAUGUUUUUUUCUACUUGUCAACUGAAAAAUAAUCAUAAUUAUUGGUGAUAAUAAAUAACGAACAACAUCAUUAGACUCAUCUUUGAAUUCUGUGUGAUGUCUUGUUCUCUUGCUCCACGACCCCGAAAUCACCCUGUAUAAAUAUAAAACAAAUCGGAACCGGACGGUUGGGUACCUUUCCUUGUAAGUUUGUAACUGGUAACGAGAAAAGAUAAAACUUUUUUCUUUUCUAACCUCACAGCGGUUACAAAACAUAGUUACAAAUGCGGCCGAGAAUGUUUGAGUUUGUAACUGGUUAUGAGAAAAGAGUAAAUUUUCUUAUUUUGUAUCUGGUUACAAAACUCGGUUACAUACGCGGCCGAAAGGCAAGUAAGGCUCUCAGAUAUUUUGACAAUUAAUAAAUAAAAUAAGGUUUUUUUUGUGAAAAUAGAAUUUAAUCAGGCACAUCAAUCCGAGCUUUUUGGUGCACAAAACAAGUGCCUACAUUAAUUUAUACACAAACAUAGGUUGGUGAAACUUCAUAAUGACGAAAAACCGUUAAACGCAAUCAAUAAGUCUAAAAGAUAGACAAGAGAUCUCGAAUUAAAAUGUAAGAAUUCUCUGAAUCUUAAAGAGGAUUGGUUUCUGUAGAAUAGAUUUUGUAUUACAUAAUUAUGUAAUGUAUUUGUAUAUUUUACUAGAGUGAAUAGUUAGUUAUAAUAGGGAGCACUCAAAAAAGUUCUGCUAAAUUAGCAGUCUGGUUAGAUACAUAAUACCUAUUAGAGUGAUCCUUCUACCUAUAUUUUGUAUGGAUUGACUAGUAACUCGGAGAAUACCAUCCGACACCAAUGAUAAUUUUAUUUGAUGUGAUCACUAUUAUAAUUUUCUACUUCUAACAAACUGAUAUAGACAGUAAUCAUUUAUAUAGCAACCAACAACCAUACAUUCUAAUAAUUCAUCAUUUUAUUUAUAGAUAUUAUUUUUGGACUAAUACUCAAUGCAUAAGCCAAAAACAUUCUAUUCAAUUCAAUAUUCAUUUAUGAGAGUUAAAGGUUGCAAAAUUUACACAUGAAAAGAGAAUAGCAAAUCUAAAAAUUAUUCCUUAUAAUUAAAUAUUGGGGUACGAAAUGAUUGUAAGAAUUUGUUCUCCCCUCUAGUCCAAAUGUCGUCAAACAGAUUUGUUAAACAGGUUAUAAAAGUGGUCUGUAACAUACUUCUUCAUUUUACUACUGGUAGUACUGAUUGUUACUCAAGAGCAGUCUUUGAAGGUACAGUGAGCUGGGAAAUUGCAUGGAGAAAUGAUAAAUUAAUUCAUUGAUAAAACCGCCAUGCACUUUUACGGCUGAUGGGUACAUACAGUUGUACGAAUGCAGAUUUCGUGCCAGCCCUCUUAUAAAAGUUAUGAAAAGAGCUUUCGUCACGUCACACGUCAUACCUUGUUGCUGAGGUAUCAACGAAUUUAAAGGAUCUAAAAAAAAUAUAUUCGUAAAGUGGCUGGAUUUUAUCAUUGGAUAGUUAAAUGAGCCUCGCAUGUCGAUCCGGUGAAAUUUCAGAUGUCGUUCUUAGGAAAUAUGUCUGUCGUCGUCUCAUUAGCACUACGUCGCUCAUAGGUACAUUUUUUUAUAUUAUAGCCGUGGCAAAGAGGUAGACAUAUUUUCUGAGAUAGACCAUUUUAUAUUCCGUCUAUUUUAAGCGCCUGACAAUCGAAAGAGCAUUAGUUGAAUUUAUUGUACCUAAUAAAAUGUCUCUAACACUAAAUUAAGGAAGUGUUUGAAUUACUUCAUGAAUUUUCGCUAGUGGUAUCUUCGUAAAUAAUCUAAGUUCUAACUUAAUUUAUAGUUAUUUUUAAAGAUGAAGCAUUUAGACUGAAAUAGCUUAUUUGUGUGCAUCUUAUAAAGAUAAAAUAAGCUUUUAUUUUUCUACAAUAAACGAUUACCUACGUACUAGUGUCACAGUGAGAGUAGGUAGUUAACGAUAUCGAUUUUAUCAAUUAGAAUUAGCGUAAUUUUGCUCUUCCGGCAUUCUUCAAUCGUUCACUUGUGUAAAACGUUCUUAUGACCAGUAACACAAAACCGCAAACCACCUGCAUUACAUAUGCAUUAAAAUUGCACUCAAGGUUAAACUCAAAAUACAUUGCUCAAAUCAGUCUAUUUGGCCAAUUAAGUCGCAUUUUGAUUUUUUUACUGAAAAAGUAAUGGCACAACGAAGAAUCUGUGUAACUGGUCGCAAGUGCUGAUGCGUAGGUAUAAAUACUAUUAUUAGUGUAAAUGUAUUUGAACUGCUUGUAAAUCAGAUGCAAUGCAAUCUAUGACCACGAAGGUACGGUGAUUGUCCGUUUUCGUGGUAAUUUGUUAAGCCCUUCGAUCAGAGCCGCCUGUCAAAUGAGUCAUGUAGUCAACAGGCGUUAUAAAGUCUUAUUUGUAAAUUUCAAGUAAUUGCAGUUCCACGUUAUUAUAUUUUCUAUUGUUAAAUAAAUUGCGUAAAAUGUGUCUUU
Messenger RNA from Cydia pomonella (codling moth), 4521 nucleotides. It is a transcript of the gene HDAC1, whose product is annotated as histone deacetylase HDAC1. The coding region runs from base 187 to 1644 and encodes 485 amino acids. The transcript has 11 exons. The record is from RefSeq and is a predicted model, not a curated record. Lineage: Eukaryota; Metazoa; Arthropoda; Insecta; Lepidoptera; Tortricidae. Gene Ontology annotation, molecular function: histone deacetylase activity.